AACUGCAGAGGAAAAGCAGAGAGGACUCUGGUCUGACAUUCUCACUGUCCCACACUCCAAACUAUCCACACGUCACAGGUACAAUGGACUGCUGUGGUCUACUGACUGCCCAGAAGGAACCAGUUCCUCUGAAGAGCAUCGAGGUGGAGGUGGAGGUGAGGGACCAUGUGGCUACAGUGGUCUCCACUCUGAACUACGAGAACAAGGAGGACAAACCAAUCGAGGCUGUUUUUGUCUUUCCUCUACCCGGAGACGCUGCUGUCUGUCAUUUCAGUGCCAAGAUUGGACAGACGCAGAUCGUAGCCGAGGUGAAGGAGAAACAGCAGGCUCGUGAGGAGUAUGAUGAUGCUCUGAGCUCUGGUCAGCAAGCCUUUUUAUUGGAGGAGAGUGAGCAGAGUCCAGAUAUAUUCACUCUGAGUGUGGGCAGUCUGCCUCCAGGAGAGAGCGCCUCCAUCAGGCUGGAGUAUGUCACUGAGCUGGCUGUGCAGGCCGAUGAUGGGCUGAGGUUUUGUCUGCCUGCUGUGCUCAACCCUCGCUAUCAGCCUCAGGGCAGUGACGGUGCCAGCGUCCAGGUGACCUCUGUUCCAGCCUCUCUGGUGCCCUACAGUCUGUCUCUCUCUGCCCGAGUGUCCUCUCCUCGUCCAAUCUGUAAAGUAGAGUCCAGCUGUUCCCUGGACCCUCUGCAGUACCUGAACCCAGAGCAGACCCAGGCCACUGUCAAGUUGGCUGAAGGACACAAGUUUGACAGAGAUGUUGAGCUGCUGAUUUAUUACAAAGAUGCUCACCAGCCCACUGCUGUGGUGGAGGCAGGACAGGCGUCUGCAGAACCUGGGACUCUGAUGGGUGAUCCAGUAGUGAUGCUGAGCCUGUACCCCGAGUUCCCCCAGUCUGUGACUUCUUCACUUGCCUCAUGUGGAGAGUUUGUGUUCUUACUUGAUCGGUCUGGAAGUAUGGAUUGUUCCAUCAAUAACACCGUGCAUCAAGAAACACGGAUUGGCAGUGCAAGGGAUACUCUAUUGCUCCUGUUGAAGAGCUUACCAAUGGGCUGUUACUUCAACAUCUACAGCUUUGGCUCCAGCUAUGAACACAUCUUCCCUAAGAGUGUGGAGUACAGUGAGACAACCUUGGAGGAAGCGUUGAAGAAAGUUAAGGAGAUGAAUGCUGAUCUGGGAGGAACAGAGAUCCUUGAGUCCCUCAAACACAUUUACAGCCAACCCUGCAUUCCUAAGCAACCUAGACAACUUUUUGUCUUCACUGACGGUGAAGUGUUCAACACAAAAGAAGUUCUUGAUCUGGUGAAGAAGAAUUCAGGCUCCCACAGGUGUUUCUCUUUUGGGAUUGGGGAAGGAGCCAGCUCUGCUCUUAUCAAUGGGUUGGCCAAGGAAGGAGGAGGUCAUGCUCAGUUCAUCACAGGGACUGACAGGAUGCAACCUAAAGUGAUGCAGUCGCUGCGAUUUGCUCUGCAGCCAGCAGUGGAGGACAUCUCGGUCACAUGGGCUUUGCCCAAGGGAGUGUCUGUCACUGAUCUCUCUCCACCAAUCACUACAAUUUUCCAGGGUCAAAGGUCACUCAUUUAUGCCCAGCUUACUGGAGAGACCUUAGAGGCAGCAGAGGGCAGUGUGAUGGUGAAGUACAAUUUGGCAGGUCAUCCUUCUCAGAACCAGCUGCAUUUCAGCCUCAAACCUGCACAGGACACGGGAUUAACAGUCCACAGGCUGGGUGCUCAGACUCGGAUUCGUUCCCUGGAAGGGGAAGAGAGGGACAACGAAGGAGAACUUGAUGAGGGUGUGAAGAAGAAGGUGGUGGAUCUCAGUGUCCAGUCAGGAGUGAGCAGCUCCUUCACUGCCUUCAUAGCUGUGAACAAAGGCAACAACGAGCCGAUUGAAGGGCCUCUGACGCGCAGAAAUGUUCCAGCACCUUCUUUCAUGAUGAUGUCUUGUUUGCAGUCCGGUUAUAUGCCUGCUCCCCAAAUGAUGCCUUGUGUAGCAGCUUACGGAGCCUGUGCUUCAUUUGAUAUGCAAGAAGACUGUGAUAUCGGGGACAUGAAUGCAUGUUAUGAAGACUUAGUUUGUGGAGUUGUUGAAGACAUUACACCCAAGCAGAUUUCCACAGACCCUUUCCUGGAGUUGGUUUCCCUCCAGAAGGCGUCUGGCUGCUGGCUGCUUGAUCCAGCUCUGGCUGCUGCACUGGGAAAGACUAGCGAGGAGGUGGAGAACACAAAACCUUCAGCUGUAAACCAGGAAGUAUGGGCGACCAUUUUGGCUCUGAUCUGGCUUCAUGGCUUCAAGAUGGAAGCUAAGGAAGAGUGGGAGCUUCUGGCAAUGAAGGCCAUAUCAUGGCUCCAUGCUCAGAAUGCACCAUGUGUGGCAGAUUGUGUGGAAGCUGGAAACACACUGUUGGGUUACAGUGUGCAGAAAGAUGCCAUGGGCCUCUGAGCAUUUUAAUAAAUGGGCUUAUUUUCGGCACAGGUUCAUUAGACACAUGCAGUAUCUACUUUAAACAUAUAUGGUACGUAGAUGGUGUGCAAAAGACAUUAUGGUCGCAAUGGUCGCAAGUUCGACUCCACCCCUGGCUGAUUGUACUCAAUUCCAUUGUAAGUCGCUUUGGAUAAAAGCGUCUGCUGAAUGACAUGUAAUGUAAUGUAGAUGCUUCAUAGGUCACUGGAUCAUAUGUCAAUGUUGUAACUGUAUCAGAUCAGACGAAACUGACCUAACACAGUCCUAGAAAUUUUAUAUUGGUUGUCUGCAUAAAAGGUUUCCUUGCUUGAAAAACAUCCCUUUUGAUCAUUCUCGACAGUAGUCCAUGGGUGCAGGUCAUACAAAAUAAUUAAAGAAAUCCUUACCUUUCUGGCAUUUUUACCAUUUUCUUUUGUAAUCUUAAAUUGCACCUAAUAAGCAUAUGGCACACUCAAAUGUUGAGGUAGGCAGAGUUGUUCAUGUUCAAAUUUUUACGAAGUGCUGUGAGACAUGCCAGAAAGGUAAGGAUUGCUUUAAUUUUCAGUUUUGCAAAUGUGCUCCUUUAUUAUACUCGCUGCAUAUUUGAAUGCUCAUACUAACAAAGAGGGGAAUAACACAUGGAAACAUAAAGACACAUUGAUGCGGUCAACAAAAGCUACAACAGCAAGCGGUGAACUGGUGAGAGCAAUCAUGUAUCGACACAUACUCCUGAUAAUGUCACACCCAUCACCUAUGUGCCAAUCCCAAGUGCACACCAAUUAAAGCAUAAGAAAUUAAUAAAAUAUGGAAAGCCUAUAUUUAUGGCUCCUACACCACCCUGUACACGUGUAUGUUACAGGCCAGGCUUGCUUGGUCCAAUAUAGAUGGUUCUUUGACAUAACAACAGGU
Molecule: messenger RNA, 3344 nt
Organism: Solea solea (common sole)
Lineage: Eukaryota; Metazoa; Chordata; Actinopteri; Pleuronectiformes; Soleidae
Product: von Willebrand factor A domain-containing protein 5A-like
Exons: 20
Coding region: 84-2435 (783 amino acids)
Source: RefSeq, a predicted model, not a curated record